AUGCAGAAGAGUAAGUUGUUAGCUGCCAAGACGAGAAAGAGAACAAAGUCGAAGUAUAAGCGUCUAGCUAAGAAGAAGAUGUUUUGGACUAGUGGAAAGAGACACAGAUUCAGACACAAGCACAAGAAAAAGGAGGGAAUGAACGAGAAAUUCCCUUGGCUCUGUGAGAUGUGGCUGCUACGAUUUACCCAAAGGAGAAAGAGGAAAAAUAAAUACGUGGAGUCACAGAAAAAGACAAGGAAAACACUCUGUGAAGUGGAGAUUAUCUGUAGCUGGGAGGGAUUGGUGAAGCUUGAAAAGAUUACAAAAAAUGGUAAUCCCUCUAUCUGUCUGAAAAAUGGUCUCUGGGUUAGUUUUGUGCUUAACAAUACAGAAAUUAGUCUGCUCAAGAGUAUGGAACGCAAGCAUUUUCAGUAUUCAGAAAAAGAAGCUUCUCAAGGCAAAGAGUUGAUUGAAAGGAGAGACUUCAAACGAGUCUCUGCCUUAUCCCUUGGUAAAGGAGGUGGAGGAGUUCUCAAAUUGCAACAGUUGACGCUAGGGAAUGGGAAACAGUUGGUUGUCAUGAAGGAAUCAUAUGGGAGUCAUGGAGAUAGCUUUGUAAUGAGUUUCCUCUCGUCUCUUAUAUAUUCACUACGGUUGCAGUGGAGUCUGGUUUGGGAUGACUUUGAUAUGGAGAGACAUGAGCGGGAAAGUCUGGUGAUAAACGUUGAAGCUAUCGUGCACACCUGGAGAAGUCACGUCCACUCAUAUGAUCUGCUUGCUUGGGUUUAUACUUUGGAAGCGAAAAACAAGCAUGAACAAGCUGAAGAACUACUGGAUAUUCGAACAGCUGCAGCACAAGGAGGAAGGUUUUCCAAGACCAACGACAUCUCAAAGAAGCUGCAACGCUGCACAAGCUACUGA
Molecule: messenger RNA, 903 nt
Organism: Microthlaspi erraticum
Lineage: Eukaryota; Viridiplantae; Streptophyta; Magnoliopsida; Brassicales; Brassicaceae
Source: the annotation of a GenBank genome assembly